Penicillium hordei is the source of this 1767-nucleotide messenger RNA. RefSeq names its product GMC family oxidoreductase. NCBI's taxonomy places the organism in Eukaryota, Fungi, Ascomycota, Eurotiomycetes, Eurotiales, Aspergillaceae. The transcript is spliced from 3 exons. Gene Ontology annotation, molecular function: flavin adenine dinucleotide binding; oxidoreductase activity, acting on CH-OH group of donors. The coding region runs from base 1 to 1767 and encodes 588 amino acids. The record is from RefSeq and is a predicted model, not a curated record.
AUGUGGCCCUUUUCAACAUAUCCAGAGAAGACAGCGGGUGACGUAGCCGGAAAGACGUUCGACUACAUCAUCGUCGGUGGCGGUACGGCAGGAUGCCUAAUUGCGCACCGCCUUUCCGCUUCCCCAAACGCCUCAGUCCUAGUCUUGGACAAGGGUCGCGUAAACGCCGGGGUUCUCUCGCGGAUCCCACUACUCGGCAUCCUGCAGAGCGGGGUCGUCCGCUACCACGCCGAACCCAACGCGCACUUGCGCGGGCGACAUGUGCAACUUCUUGCUGGCGAAAUGCUAGGUGGUACUAGUCGCGCUCACUCCAUGGUAUGGAGUCCCGGCGGCCGGCCGGAAUUUGACGGCUGGGCGCGUGAGCUUGGGUUGGACGAAUGGAGCUGGGAGAAGGUAGCGCCGGCUUUUGCACGGGUUGAGAAGGCAAUUCCGCGUAAAGGUGCGGGUGAUAUAGGACUCAUGUCGUAUGUAGAUGCGGCGAUGGAAAGAGUUGGGCUGGAUGAUGGAGGGGGAAAGCGAGGCACUCAGAGAUAUAGCCGCAGCGAGGUCUCGGUUGAUGCAGAUGGGAACAGGGCCUCUGCGUUGACGGCGUGGCUGAAUGCCCGGGUUGUGAAUGAGAGGAAAGGGCGACUGACGGUGUGUACAGGCGUGACAGCGACCAAGCUUGAGUUUACGGGUGACGGGACGAGGGUUACAGGCGUAUGGAUUAAGUCUGAAGAGGGUGCAGACAUUUUGGUCAAGGCGCAACAUGAGGUGAUUCUUUGUAGCGGCGUUUUCGGUACGCCGCAGCUGUUAAUGCAAAGUGGCAUUGGCCCCAAGGACCAUUUGUCCGCUCAUAAAAUCCCAGUGGUGCAUAAUCUCCCUUCAGUGGGUGCGAAUUUGACCACCCACAUCCUUGUACCAGUCAUGUCAGAGCUCCCACUCAAGCACACACUGCAUAUCAUUCAGACGGUGGCUAUCUUAUGGCACUUUUUGCUGUGGCUCUUCUCCGGGACUGGGGUGCUUGCCUCUAACGGUCAAUGGGGCGCCGCAUUUCUACACUCGGAUACAAUCAACGAGGCAACAAUGACAGCCAUACCUCCUGAAGAUGGCAAGAAGGAAGUGACCGAUCUUGAAAUCCUGAUUUCCCCUCUUAGCACACUUAUCGAGUACGGUGUCCCCGGAGUACCCUGCAUGACGUGGUAUGCGGCUCUUGUGCAGCCUCACACCACAGGCAUCGUUGAGUUGUCGUCCAGCUCUGACGCAAAAUCACCCCUAAAAAUUACGCUCCCGUUCCUGGUCGAUGCUCGCGAUAGCGCGCGGCUGCGAAAGGCCGUUCGGUUCGCUAUGCGGUUGGCAGAUGAGUUUGCGGGAUCAGAGGUCGGAUAUCCACAUCCGGCGCCGUUGACUAUGGCUCCUGGAAUGGGUUUGGAGUAUUUAGAUGGUCUUAUGGAUAAGAAAAAGAGCAAGAGUGAGAAGAGAAAGCUUACAAGGGCGUUGCCACCACAGAAGGACGCUUGGAGAACCGUGACGGAUACAGAAAUUGAUGAGUAUAUAAAGAGGCUGGUCACAGGUAGCUAUGAUCCUGCUGGCACGUGCCGGAUGAGUAUUACAAAGGAAGACGGUGUAGUAGAUCAGAGCCUGAAGGUGUAUGGAGUGCACAACUUACGAAUUGCCGAUGCAAGUGUGCUUCCCCGGUGUGGGGGUGCUUCGAUCUCGGCGUCCAUUUAUAUGAUUGGGGAGCGAUGCGCUGAAUUUGUCAUAAGAGAGAAUGGUUCUCCUUCCUAG